GCAUCAAACCAAUGCACUGCUCUGAGGCUGGCUGAGCAGCUAUGAGGAGUGCGUCAGCAGUACAUUCACGUUCCCACUGAAGGACAAAGGGAGGGGGCAGAGCGAGCAUCUUAGCUGCCUGCAACACCGACACACAUCGAAGGGGGGGAAUAGAGAAAAAAGAGAGAUUGGAGAAUAAACAAGAAGAGGAGAUGUGGAUUAGAAUGCUGCUCCUGCUGUUUCUCUGACGGUGGGCUGCCUGUUAGAGCGCUCGCGUGCCUCUCCAUCUCUCUCUCUCUCUCACACACACACACACACACACACACACUCUCUCUCCUUCGCACACUCUAUCUUUUUCUUGCUCUUGAUCUGUCAGUGGUUCUCUCAUUCAUUCUCUUUCGGGCUCUCUUUCCCCUCUUUUUCUCUCUCUCUCUCUUCUACUCUGGCUACUGCAGUAGUCCACCAGCCAGCCGCAAGUCUGACAGCCACACACAUGGCUAACUGCCACAACUUACUACCUCAGUCCUGGAGAAAAAACUAACAAAAAAGCAAGCAGAAGACCACUGCAGGACGCAGCCUGGGGGACAAAGAGCAAGCGGAGAGAAGGAUCCUCAACACCAUUCUCUGCUUAUGGAUACAGAUACGGAGCCCACUUCCACACACAUCCUUCAAGCGUAAUCCUCUCUGCAUUCUCUCAUUUCAGAAGAGGACAAGUGCUCUCUCUCUCUUCCGACAGCCUUUUGCGAAGCUCCAACAGUGCAGCGUAUCCUCUUCUACACCCCCCACACAGCGCCACCAUCUCUCCCACCACCCCCACCCCCCCUCCCCCCAGGAGGAAUAGACGGAUUACUGCUAGCUGUGCACACAGCAGCCUGCAGCUGCUCUGACCAGGGCCAGCCCAACAUUGGGAGGAAGCAAGAGGAACACAGAGGAGGAGAGGAGAGGAGAGGGGGAUGACUGUGCCGGGAGUUCUUUAGCCUUUUUCUGUCUCUCAGUCUCUGUCACAACAGGGCUAAUCAGCGACCGACAAGCCCUUGGCAAAGUCACAGUGAGGGAGGUCUCUCACCCAAACAGGCGACCAGCCGGACGAGCCAACACAUGUAUCAGGACCUGACAGAACUGAGGAUUUUUAUUCAUUUCACUUGGUCACUUCUUCUCUCCUCUUCUGUCGUGUUUAACUGCGUUAUGGAUCGUUGUGAUUUAUCUAUAGUGCAGCUGCAUUUUGGAGUCUGCUGCCUGGCAGAGGGACAGUUGGUGGGGGCAGAAGGAAUCUGGGCACCUGCUAAGCCUUCAUGGCCUUACUGCUGUCUGUGAGUGUUUUCCAUGCUGCUCUCAGUCUUUAAUAUCAGGAGCCAUUUUGUACCCUUGGCUAAUAGAGGGCCACACUACUUUCUUAAAAAAGGAAAAAGAAGAAACCAUCUAUCUCAUGCCAUUCUGUGGAAAGGAAUUACACAUGAAUGCUGUAUGUGACUGUUGUGCUUAACAUUUGGAAAGAGGCAAAAAGGAGGACUUUCAAACUAAUGAGCAUCUCCCUGCACUGUCGAUGGAACUUUGGAGCCUUGAGUUGCUCCAGCCAGGCUAGGGUGGUCUGUCAUUUGGUGUGUGCCAUAUCCCCCCACCAUGCAGAAUAAUGAGCCCUCCACACCAUGAGUCCUCUGGGCCAGGUUAGUGUGCAGCCUACCUGGAAUGCAGCCCUGCUCGCCGUGCUUUCCCUCAUGGUGCCUGCCUUCACUAUGUGCCAGUCCACAGGCCCUGAGUUCGGCUCAGCUAAGCCACAGAACUGUCCAGGUGUGUGCUCCUGCACUAACCAGCUCAGCAAGGUGGUGUGUACCCGCAGAGGGCUGAUUAGGGUUCCUCCUAACAUCCCAGCCAACACCAGGUACCUGAACCUAAUGGAAAACAGCAUAGAAACCAUACAGGCAGAUACAUUUAGACACCUGCAUCACUUGGAGGUACUACAGUUGGGCAGGAAUGCUAUCAGGCAGAUUGAAGUGGGGGCCUUCAAUGGUCUAACCAGUCUCAACACCCUGGAGCUGUUCGACAACAGACUGACAGUCAUACCUAGUGGAGCUUUUGAAUAUCUAUCAAAGCUUAGAGAAUUGUGGCUUAGAAACAAUCCCAUUGAGAGCAUCCCCUCUUACGCCUUUAAUCGUGUCCCCUCACUCAUGAGACUGGACCUGGGAGAGCUGAGGAAGUUGGAGUACAUCUCAGAUGGCGCUUUCGAGGGCCUUCACAACCUGAAGUACCUGAACCUGGGGAUGUGCAAUCUGAGGGAGUUUCCCAAUCUUUCACCACUGGUGGGAUUGGAGGAGUUGGAGAUAUCAGAGAAUGUUUUCCCUGAACUGAAGCCUGGAGCAUUCCGUGGCCUCAAGAAUUUACGUAAACUAUGGAUUAUGAACUCUGCCAUUACUAUGAUUGAAAGGAAUGCAUUUGAUGACAUCACAGCCUUGGUGGAGCUUAAUUUAGCCCACAAUAACCUGUCGUCUCUCCCCCAUAACCUCUUCACCCCCCUGCAGUAUCUGGUGGAGCUACAUCUUCAUCACAACCCAUGGCGAUGUGACUGUGAUGUAGUGUGGCUCUCUUGGUGGCUCAGAGAAUACAUUCCCACAAAUUCCACCUGCUGUGGACGCUGCCACACUCCAGUCCACAUGAGAGGACGCUACCUAGUGGAAGUUGAUCAAACAACCUUUCAGUGUUCAGCACCAUUCAUACUUGAUGCUCCAAGAGAUCUUAACAUUUCAGCAGCGAGGGUGGCAGAGCUUAAGUGUCGCACAGCUGCCAUGAGCUCAGUACGAUGGCUUCUCCCUAAUGGAACUGUUUUGACCCAUGGCUCGGCUCAUCCAAGAAUAUCUGUCCUUAAUGAUGGAACACUUAAUUUCUCCAAUGUUCUCCCAUCAGAUACAGGUGUUUACACUUGCAUGGUGAGCAACAUGGCAGGAAAUUCCAACGCCUCGGCCUACCUAAACGUCAGCAAUGCUGAACUCAAUACAUCUAAUCUGUCCUACUUUACCACUGUAACGGUGGAAGUUUUGGCGCCCACAGUGGAGGAGACCCCUAAACCCAAGCCCACUGUCCCUGCAUCACCCUCUGUAUUUCAACCCGUCUUUAUCUCCACACCUACUGUGCUAUUUCAAAACACUCAGACUCCAAGGCAGGUAUCAAUUCCCACUGCCAGAGUCCCUAGUGAGCCAGCUGCCAGCCUGGAUGAGGUGAUGAAAACCACCAAAAUCAUUAUUGGGUGUUUUGUUGCUGUUACCUUGCUGGCAGCUGCCAUGUUAAUAGCGUUCUAUAAGUUGCGCAAGAGGCAUCAACAGAGAAGCACCGUGGCAGCAGCCAGGACCAUAGAAAUCAUACAGAUGGAGGAAGAAGUUCCUCCUGUUCCACCGCCCACAUCUGGAUCUAGUGGCUCUGAUGACACAGGUUUAGUACUGCCUACACUGGUGGAACACAACAGCAACACCUUUAAGCCUGGGUAUGUGUCCUCCUCAUCCCGCCAGGGCGGUUACGGUGCCCAUUGGACUCAGAACAACUCUCUUCACCGCUCUGUUAGACAGCAUCACAGCCACAUCAGCACCAUUGCUGAUCCCUACGUCAUUAAGACUACUCAUGGCAAGGACAAGGUUCAAGAGACCCAAAUCUGAGUACGCUCCCUAUGGAUUUAUGUCUGACUCUGUCCGAACCUCUCCCCUCAUCUCUGCUCACCAGUCCAUGCAAUAGAAUGCACAAAGAACAGAACGGUAACUUUCUUUUGUACAGAAGUGCAAAACAGAGACAUUUUUUGUUUCUUGUACAUGCCUAUACAUAAGUAUAUAAAUAUGAAAAAAAUAAAUAAAUAUAUAUAAAUAAAACUACCGUCAGGCAGUGGUGAGACAUGCAAAUUAUAUUAGAAAAGAAAGUAAUUUGAAACUAUUUUCUAAUAACUGGUGACUUCUAUUUAAAAAAUGGAUAAUUAAUUGCUUUUUUUUUUAAAUGAAAAAAGGAAAGUUGUGAUGUCUAGCAUAGGAAAAGAGGCAUUUAGUUUGUUUUCGACCAUAUUUAGGAGGCAGUAAGAAGCUCUUUGCAAAGGCACCAGUUUCUAAAUCCAGCCCCAAAUGGAAGCUCCAGUUUUAACUGUGCCAAAUAUUAUAUGCAAUAAAAUGGUAUUUCCAAACUAAGGAGUUUAAAAACACACAAAGCAAAUUCUAGAUAGAUACAAACAUUUGUCCAAUAGCAGCAUAAUGGCACAGAUAGAUUGUGCUGUUCAGUAGCUAUCAGCCAAAUGCUUUUGGACUGCAGUGAAAUUCUGCAGCUAAGGUUUAACCCUCUGUUCGCUGGAGUUCAGCAGCGUUUAUUUGACAGUGCCAGUGCUUCUUAGUUGUAGCGUAUCUAAACAUGUUUAUUUAGUGUGCACAUGAUUCCCCACUGGUUUAACUGGCAAAUGUGGAAUGCAGGCUAAUAACAAUUGUUGCAAAUAUGUUGUUCUGUUAUUGUUUGCAUUUUGUAUUAUUUUUUUCCCUUAGGUUUUGACAUGCUUCUUAUUGGCUUGUGUAGUGUUUAGGGCUAAUUUAGUAAUGCAUUACAGCAGUUGCCUGACUUGUCUCCGCAAGGGCUCAUUCCGAUGCUAAUUUUUCAAAGGAACAGACAUGUGGUGAAGUGAUACAGGGCUUUGCUGACCAUUCUGCUUUUGGAGAAAACAAAGAGGGUUGAGUUAAAACAAAAUGAAUGUCUGAUGAUACCGGGACUUUUCCAUGGACUACAUCGAAAAAUUACUUUGUGUUUCUUUUUCUUUUAAUGUUUUAUUUUUAGCAACACUAUUUUUAUGGAGAGACAAAGGAGGCUAUGAAAAAUAAAAUCUUUGGUUUGUAUUUCUCUAAUCAGAAACACUUUCAUCUAAUGUUUUUCUUUUCUUCUCUCUGAAAAUAUUUCCAUUUGUGUGUAAGUUGUUUAAUUGUAAAGGCUGGAGGUAGUAUUGUAAAUCGUAUCUUAGCCAACACCCCCAUCUUACGGUCCUAUGCAUUUACUUAGUGUCUGCAUGAAUGGGUCUUUAAGUAACUGGUGUACAAUGCUGCAUUAUACCCCACAGUGGGGCUCUAUGCAGGUCAGAUAGGCUGUUGGUCUUUGAUGCCUCAGCUUAGUUCUUAACAUUGAUUUCUCAGUGACUGUGAAGGGAAAAAAUACAUGUAUCCCACAGUUCUACGGUUUGUGGGUUUCUUUUCCUUACGCAUUCAUCCGCAGGUCAUACCUCUUACCUGAAUGUGUCAUUUAUGGAACAAAGAGAAAUAUAUUGGGGGUUUUAAUGAUAUGAGUCCAACAUUAUUUUUCUUCAGCAAAACAAGUAUUGCAUUCCAAAUGCAGUCUCAAUAUAUCACUUAAAAAUGAGAAAGCAGGCAUAUUUUUAGUUUUGUUUUUGUUUUUUUUCUUUUUGCAGAUGCUGUAUGUGUCAGUGCAUUUCUGAGCAAUCUGGUCUUGACAUCACGCAGCUAAAAGGCCAGCUACCAUAAAUAAGCGUGGGCAGUCUGUGGUGACUGAAACGGCUUACCCAUGAUGUUAUACUGUUGCUCUUCAUACAAACACUCAUCAGUCCUCCUUAUUUCAUACUGAUUUUGACAGAUGCUGUUCAACCCUCCACAUUUCUGGUCAUUUCAGACUUUUAUGUUGCAGUGAAAAAGCGCUCCUGCUGAGACUAUUUAGGGAUGAAGAGGAAAUUAAAGUAUGACCCUUUUGAUAAUUAUGGUGCAUGUUGAGUUGACAGGAACACCAAUGCUUCAUUUUAAAGCUCCAGGCCAGCCAUCCAAGACGCUUAAUAAUUGGUUUUAAAGGUACUGGGUGAUGUAAUAUAUAGAUACUUAAUUUACUAUGACAUUUACACUAACGUGACUGCAUUACAGUUUGUUUCUGGUGCAGUAAAAGAAAACAGGAACAACAGCUAUGCAUGGUUUGAAAUAUAGGUUGAUUGAGGAUGAGUUUUCUAAGGAUAAACUCUUGUAAAAGGAAAUUUUUUGAAUUAUACAUAUUGUUGCCUCUCAUCCAAAGUCAAGCCUUUAGCCCCCUGUGACCCUGAAAAGGAUAAGCGGUUAAGAAAAUGGAUGUAUGUAAACAAUGCUGUACAAUAUGUUGCAGGUGUUGAUUAAAUACCUCCAAAUUUUUGAAGGUUUUCUAAAUUCUCAAUGGACAGUGAGGUGCUUGUGUUUUCUGGCAGCACACCUGACAGUGUCCAGGUAAGGAAGGGCCUCAAUAAGCAGAUGCAACUCAACUGUUUCUUCAGUUUCCUCAAGAAAAUGCAAGGACGAUCGGCUACUGAAUAUUCAGGUGCCAAACAGAAUGUGGUGGCUGUUUUUUUGCGCUGGCAAAACAGAGUGUUCUUGGUUGUUAGAGUAUGUGUGGGUUGAAAAAGAGCAGACUCUUAUUAUUUUACCCCAGCACAGCAUGGUUCUUUGGCCGUGCUAGCAUCUUCAUAAGAGGCUACUGGCUGUUUGCAACGCCUUUAAUGUGCCUGAUAACCAGGCACAUAUAAACAUUGACAACUACUUCCUUUCUUCUUCUUUUCUUCCUCCUCCGUCUCUUCAGUGUUAAGAGCAAAAGCAGAGGAAAGUCAGAAAUCAACUUAGUACUAUCAACUAUUCAGUCAGUUUGCUUCCCUCUUGCUGUUUUUUUUUUUUGCUGUAUGCCGCCUUGUUGUAAAUAAGAUAGGAAGAUGGCGUGCCAUAACUGCUGCCAUCUCUGACUGUUUUUCAAUUAGUGAUUCAGUAUGAAAUAGAUCGUGUUUGAAGGUUUAUAGGCUCAUCUGUUUGGUACACUGAUUUGCAUACUUCAUUUGAACCCAUUUGCUUUUUUCCUUCUUUUUUAUUUACUAAAAGGUUAAUGAUAAAGUCAAAUAUAUGAUUACUUUGUUUAAGGAAGCCGCGUGUCACUAGCUCUUGUUCUUGCUUUACACUUUGCAGGAUAUGGAGGUAAGUAAAAAUAAUCUGUAACUUGCCACCAUAUGGGUGGAUCUUAUUCCAACUUGAUAAGAUCUGCAGAGAAACAAGUAAAAGGCUAGGAUACGGCUCUAUGUCUUGCAUUCUAUAAGGUUGAGGGUUUGUUUGGAACAUGUGCUUGAGCCCAUAGAUCCAUAUCUGUUGAUGAAGUCUCUUGCAGAAAAAAAGUGUUGGUCAGGUGGCAGAAAUGCUGCCACAGUCUCUCCAUUGACUGAUGCCUUUUUGUGCCCACAGAGGGAUUGUAAUGACCCUUAGAAGUGAGAAAUUGUCAGGACUCAUCCUUCUCUCAACACUUGAUUGGACUCUUUUAUCAUACUGCAAAGCUUUGGCCUGUGUCUUUGUUUUUUUGUUUUUUUGUUUUUAACUAGGGCAGAAUGUGCACAAAUUCAAAAGAUUAAAAAAUGUAAGGGAAUUAAUAACCUUGAAUCACAUUGUCAAAAUAAUAUGUACAAUGUUUUGCAAUUUCACUGGCUAUUGGUUUUGGAUCGAGGAAAAAUGAAUACUGUUAAUACAUCAAAGAGAAAAUGUAAAUGCGAGAGAAGACACAGCAGCUUAUAUACAUAUAACCAGAUAAAUCUACAGUUAGUUGACAAAUAAAAGGCCAGUGCAAAAGUU
Molecule: messenger RNA, 7550 nt
Organism: Haplochromis burtoni (Burton's mouthbrooder)
Lineage: Eukaryota; Metazoa; Chordata; Actinopteri; Cichliformes; Cichlidae
Gene: lrrc4.2
Product: leucine rich repeat containing 4.2
Exons: 2
Coding region: 1626-3620 (664 amino acids)
Biological process (GO): excitatory synapse assembly; modulation of chemical synaptic transmission; postsynaptic density protein 95 clustering
Cellular component (GO): plasma membrane; glutamatergic synapse; postsynaptic density membrane
Molecular function (GO): protein binding
Source: RefSeq, a predicted model, not a curated record